This is a messenger RNA of Necator americanus (New World hookworm), 3312 nucleotides long. RefSeq lists its product as uncharacterized. NCBI's taxonomy places the organism in Eukaryota, Metazoa, Nematoda, Chromadorea, Rhabditida, Ancylostomatidae. The record is from RefSeq and is a predicted model, not a curated record. Bases 1 to 3312 code for a protein of 1103 amino acids. Gene Ontology annotation, biological process: peptidyl-serine phosphorylation; intracellular signal transduction. Gene Ontology annotation, molecular function: protein serine/threonine kinase activity; ATP binding. The transcript is spliced from 22 exons.
AUGUUGUUGUAUAAAAAGGGAAAUCCACAUGACAUCGGCAACUAUCGCCCAAUCUGCUCACCAGAGUACAAGAUGCCGCUCUGUCUCACCUUCAUCAACUUGAAGAAGGCCUUCGAAUUAGUUGAGACGGAAGCGGACGUGGAAGCCUUGGACGUCAAUACUCACCACCCUCGAGAACAUAUGCGAAAGUUGGAAUGGGACGACAUGGGAGUGAAGGUUGAUGGUUGGCAGCUACACCAUUUGGGCUUUGCUGAUGAUAUCGUACUGAUAACAACUAGCAUCAGCCAAGCGGAACGAAUGCUGACCGAAUUCGACGAAACAUGUGCAUGCAUCGAUCUUCAGCUGAGUCUACAAAAGACGAUGUUCAUGCAAAUGCACCAGCUACAUUUAUCUGGGAGAAGACGAGCGAUUUGGGGUGCGUACAAGGGCAUCGAGGAUGUAGUGAAGAAGACCAGGAACACCCGUGCUCACCUCUUCAACACCACCGUACUUCCUGCUUUGACCUAUGCUUCAGAAACCUGGGCAUUUCGCAAACAGGAAGAAAACGCGGUGAGCGUCAUUGAACGCGCAAUUGAGAGAGUGGUGCUAGGAAUAUCCCGUUUCACGCUAGUGAGGGACGGAAUUCGAAGUUCUCUCCUACGUCAACGAUCGAAGAUUAGAGACGCCACUGCACUACAGGAAGACCGCCGACCAGAUGGUCAGAUUUCUUCACGAAGUCCUUCAAAGAAAGAUAUGAUGCUCUUCGUGUCCCACGCGAAAGGAGGAACCACUGGGCUACUCUGGCACGCGAUCGGGACAAAUGGAAGAAUUACUGGCGCCCGCUCGACCAGUUCGAAGAUCAAGCUCGAUUUUGAAAUGACGGACGUACACGGGCAUCACCUGAAAGACGCAAGCCAAGACGAAAACAAUUCAUCAUCUGGGAUUCAAGGCGGAAGAUGCAACGUCGAUUUUACACACGGAGAUCUUGUAAUUGAAUCAAACAUCGCACUUCGAAAACUCUCAGAAGCAUUCGUCCAACGAAUUGAUGGUAAAGCUUUUGUACGACAAGGAGCUCUACGACAGAAGAAUUUCCACGAGAUCAAAUCUCACAAAUUUAUUGCUCGUUUCUUCAAGCAACCCACGUUUUGUUCACAUUGCAAGGACUUUCUUUGGGGAUUGAAUAAGCAGGGAUUUCAGUGUCAAAUUUGCACACUUGUUGUUCACAAACGUUGUCAUGAGUUUGUAAAUUUUUCCUGUCCAGGAGCUGACAAAGGAGUUGAUACCGACGAUCCACGGCAACGGCACAGAUGGAAAGUGCAAACGUAUUCCUCACCGACGUUUUGCGACCACUGUGGUUCGCUUCUUUACGGAUUAAUUCAUCAGGGAAUGAAGUGUCACACCUGUGACACAAACGUGCACCAUCGAUGUGUGCGGUACGUACCGAAUAUGUGCGGCACUGAUAAUACAGAAAAAAGAGGACGAAUACUGCUCGAAAUUACAAUCCAAAACGAGAUUCUCACAGUUUUCGUGUGGUGUGUGUGUGGUGUGUGUGGUGGUGGUGGUGGUGGUGGUGGUGGUGGAGGUGGUGGUGGUGGUGGUGGUGGUGGUGGUGGUGGUGGUGGUGGUGGUGGUGGUGGUGGUGGUGGUGGUGGUGGUGGUGGUGGUGGUGGUGGUGGUGGUGGUGGUGGUGGUGGUGGUGGUGGUGGUGGUGGUGGUGGUGGUGGUGGUGGUGGUGGUGGUGGUGGUGGUGGUGGUGGUGGUGGUGGUGGUGGUGGUGGUGGUGGUGGUGGUGGUGGUGGUGGUGGUGGUGGUGGUGGUGGUGGUGGUGGUGGUGGUGGUGGUGUGAAAGAGGCUCGGAAUCUAAUUCCAAUGGAUCCUAACGGACUCUCAGAUCCGUAUGUUAAGCUGAAAUUGAUACCUGAAGAUUCUGGAUGCAAAUCAAAACAGAAGACAAGGACGUUACGAGCUACGUUAAACCCAGAAUGGAACGAAAAAUUCACCUAUAAGCUUCAGUCCAAGGACAAAGACAGGCGGUUAUCUGUUGAAGUUUGGGACUGGGACAGGACUUCACGAAAUGACUUCAUGGGAAGUUUAUCGUUUGGUAUCUCCGAACUUCUCAAUGGACCAACCGCUGGCUGGUUCAAACUUCUGAGCGCGGAGGAGGGCGAGUACUACAGUAUAAUGAUUCCACCUGAGUACGAAGAGGAACUAGAAAAAGCACGUCGAGAAAUGGAGAUAACUGUGAAACAAGAAUCAGUUGGAAGGUCGAACAUGGAACCCAUGAGACAAAGGAUAGCAGGAGCCGAAGGUCAAUUAAUUAGAGAAUCUGACUUCACAUUUGUAGCUGUACUAGGAAAAGGAUCAUUUGGAAAGGUACUAUUAGGCGAACACACGCAAACGAAGGAGCUCUUCGCCAUAAAAGUAUUGAAAAAGGACGUGAUUAUUCAAGACGACGAUAUCGAAUGCGCAAUGACGGAAAAACGUGUUCUAGCUCUACCUGAAAAACCCCUAUUCCUUGUGUCACUCCAUAGCUGUUUCCAAACAAUGGACCGUUUAUACUUCGUUAUGGAGUUUGUAAAUGGUGGAGAUUUAAUGUAUCGGAUACAGCAAAUAGGGAAAUUCAAAGAACCUGUAGCUGUUUUUUACGCGGCUGAAAUAGCUAUUGGUCUGUUCUUUUUGCACUCUAAAGGAGUAAUUUACCGAGAUCUCAAACUGGAUAACGUUAUGUUAGGAAAAGAUGGGCACAUCAAGAUUACGGAUUUCGGAAUGUGUAAAGAGGGUAUAGCAGGCGAUGCUACUACGAAAACCUUUUGUGGUACACCCGACUACAUUGCCCCAGAGAUCAUUCUUUACCAACCAUAUGGAAAGUCUGUUGAUUGGUGGGCAUUUGGAGUGCUCUUAUACGAAAUGCUUGCUGGACAACCACCAUUCGAUGGUGAAGAUGAGGAUGAGCUCUUCACAGCCAUCACUGAACACAAUGUUUCUUACCCGAAAAGUAUGUCAAAAGAGGCAGUUUCUAUAUGCAAAGCUCUUUUGAACAAAAACCCUUCGAAGCGGCUCGGUUGUUCAACGAACGACGCCGUUGCUGAGGCUGAUAUAAAGGAGCAUCCUUUCUUCCGCAGAAUUGAUUGGUUCAAACUGAAGGCACGGCACGUACAGCCUCCAUUCAAGCCGAAAUUAAAGUCAUCGGAUGAUGUGUCUAACUUCGAUUCGGACUUCACGCAUGAGAUUCCAAAGCUUACGCCAAUUGAUAGGCUUUUUCUCAUGAAUCUUGAUCGAACAGAAUUCGACGGAUUCUCUUACGUAAACCCUGAGUAUAUUCAAGAACUUUAA